Molecule: messenger RNA, 972 nt
Organism: Lasiosphaeria miniovina
Lineage: Eukaryota; Fungi; Ascomycota; Sordariomycetes; Sordariales; Lasiosphaeriaceae
Exons: 4
Coding region: 1-972 (323 amino acids)
Source: RefSeq, a predicted model, not a curated record
AUGGCGCCUUUCCUCCCCCGCAUGCAUCUCUUCGAGAUCGACGACCAGACCUGGUUCCCAAGCUUCCUUCGAGCUCGCGUCCAGGCGGCGCUGACCUUGGCCUGGACUACCCACGUUCCAAUUCUCCAACGGAGCUCCCCAGCCCACCUUGUCGCGAAGCUGCUCUACAGCAACCUCAAGACGACGGUGCGCGACUAUGUCUUUAUCGACUUUUGCGCGGGCGGCGGCGGGCCGACGCCCUCGAUCGAGAAGCACCUCAACGCCGCGCUCGGCUGCUCGCCGGCGCCGAGCCCCGCAGCCCCCGUCCCUAACGGCGUGUCGGCCUCGUCGUCCCCGUCCCCGCCGCACCCGAGCUACGCCGCGGUCGCGGCAGCCGAAGCACCCGUGCGCUUCGUGCUGACGGACCUGCACCCGCACGUCGACGACUGGGAGAAGGCGGCGGCGCUCAGCCCCAACGUCACGUUCGAGGCCGGGUCCGUCGACGCGGCCCACGCCCCCGCCGAACUCGUCGGCCGCUACAAGGCCGAGGGCAAGAAGGUGUUCCGCCUCUUCAACCUGGCCUUCCACCACUUUGACGACCCGCUGGCCAAGGCGAUCCUCAAGAACACGGUCGAGACGAGCGACGGGUUCGGGAUAUUCGAGCUGCAAGACCGCAACCUGCUCGGCUUCUUGACGUGCUGCCUGUUCGGGCUCGGGGUGCUGGUCUUGGCGCCGUACUACGCGCUGGUGUGGCGGUCGCCGGCGACGCUCUUCUUCACGUACCUGGUGCCCAUCCUGCCGUUCGUGCUCGUCUUCGACGGCUGGAUGUCGGCGCUGCGCACGCGCACGCCCGACGAGGUCGAGGCGCUGCUGCGCUCGUGCGGCGCCGCGGGCGGCGACGCCGAGCUCGCCCGCUGGGAGGUGCGCUCCGGCCGCGAGUCCUUCAUGUGGCCCGUCGGCUCGCUCAACUGGAUCAUUUGCGUGCGAAGGUAG